AUGUCGGAUACUAGUAGUUUGGUCGGGAUCGUUGAGACAACUGUGGAGCUAAAAUCUUCGAGCGAGAAGUUCCAUGAUAUGCUUGUCGGGAGACCCCACCAUCUUUCCGAUGCAUCUCCAUCUAACCUUCAAGGCUAUGGAGAGACAAGGGUAAUGAAACACAAGAUGGAGUCACUGGAGCCGGAGAAGAAUCGGGUCACGUACAGAGUGUUAGAAGGUGACCUAAUGAAUGAGUACAAGAGUUUCGUGAUCACUUUCCAGGUGACCCCUAAGGAAGGAGAACCUGGAAGUAUUGCACAUUGGCACUUUGAGUAUGAGAAGAUUAACGAGGAGGUGGCUCACCCUGAAACUCUUCUCCAGUUCGCAGUCGAAGUCUCCAAAGAGAUGGAUGAACAUCUCUUGUCCGAGGAAUAA
Microthlaspi erraticum is the source of this 414-nucleotide messenger RNA. The record is from the annotation of a GenBank genome assembly. NCBI's taxonomy places the organism in Eukaryota, Viridiplantae, Streptophyta, Magnoliopsida, Brassicales, Brassicaceae.